AUGUCUAAAGUGGCGGAGCCUUGGUCGGCACGUCAGCAGCGGCAGCUUUCCUACAUCUCGGAGUUCACCACAGACAUUAAGCAAGUGGCUGGCAAGUCGAACCUGGUUGCAGAUUGCCUCUCCAGAGUCGUCAUCGGAGCUGUCCAGUUGGGCCUGGACUAUACUCGCAUGGCGGCGGACCAGGUCACAGACCCCGGCGUCCAGGCUCUGAAGGUGGAGGGCGCGGGGGUGCGCUUGGAGGACGUGGUGUUCGGCGACGCAGGCGUUACCCUCCUGUGUGACGUCUCCACGGGCCUGUCGUGGCCAGUCGUUCCCGCCAGCUGGAGGCGCUCUGUGUUCAAGGCAGUGCACGGACUGUCACACCCCGGCGUUAAGCCUUCGGGGAGGCUUGGUGGCCGCGAAGUUCGUCUGGCAUGGGCUGAAAAAGAACGUGAGGACUUGGGCUGGAGGUUUGACCACGUCAACAUCGACCUGGUUGGUCCAUUGCCCUCCUCUCUCAGUUUCGAGGCGUGUUUCACAGUGCAGGGCCUCACCAUAGAUCUGGAGACAUGUUCCCUGCCUCUUGUGGUCAUCUCCAAUGUGAGCCAGCUGCCUGGGGGCUGGGUGUCCGUCAUGUGGUAUAACCUUCUGACUGAUGAGCCCAGGAACUUGGCGUUCUUUGGAAACCCCCCUCGGGCCACCUGGAGCCAGCUCUCUGAGGUCCUCAGCUGGCAAUUCUCAACCUUCGCUGGUAAAGGCCUCAACAAGGAGCAGCUCAGCAUGCUGGGAGGAAAGCUUCUCGGCCAGCAUGCCUCCUGUAGUGACUAUCAAGUAUCCUGGUCCAAGUUGUCCAAGGAGAAUAUUCCAGGAAAGCCAUUCAGUUUCUGGAUGUGGCUGGACUCCAUCCUAGAGCUCAUCAAGAAGCAUUUGCUGCCAGUCUGGAAUGAGAACUAUAUCAUGGGUUUUGUGAGUAAAGAGAUGGAGCGCACUCUGCUGAAGGACAAAGAGCCAGGCACAUUCCUACUACGCUUCAGUGAGAGCCACCUUGGAGGAAUAACUUUCACCUGGGUGGAGCACGGCGACAAUGGAGAGGUUAAAUUCAACUCUGUGGAGCCAUACACCAAAAAUCGGCUUAGCGCCCUACCAUUUGCCGACAUAAUUCGAGACUACAAAGUGAUCUCAGAGGGGGUGGUCCCAGAGAACCCGCUCAAGUUCCUCUACCCCGACAUUCCCAAAGAUGAAGCCUUCGGACGGCUUUACAACAUUCAGCCAAGCAAAGUCCAUCCAUACAUAACAUCUACCCUGAUCCCAAUCUCACAAUUGCGCUCUAAUACCACCACCACACCCUCUUCCUGUCAGUCUCCUGAGCCCCCGAUGACUCCUGGGGAGUUCGACAUGCUCAGUGAGCACCUAUGCUUCGACAUUAACAGCGUAAGUUUGCCAUUCUUUGCUAUUUGGUGGACA
Messenger RNA from Notothenia coriiceps (black rockcod), 1443 nucleotides. RefSeq names its product signal transducer and activator of transcription 4-like. The annotation marks the transcript as partial. The transcript is spliced from 10 exons. The record is from RefSeq and is a predicted model, not a curated record. Gene Ontology annotation, molecular function: DNA-binding transcription factor activity. Gene Ontology annotation, biological process: signal transduction; regulation of DNA-templated transcription. NCBI's taxonomy places the organism in Eukaryota, Metazoa, Chordata, Actinopteri, Perciformes, Nototheniidae.